GGACUUUUAGGGGGCGGGAGCCAAAAACAGGAGUUUUAUUUUUUGUCUACAUAAAAAAAGAAAAAACCCCAUAAAAUUACAAGGAAAGAUCUUUAUAUCAGAAGCUACACACCAAAAUAGAGUUUUUAGGGUUACAGCAGCGAGGGAGAGACACACAGAGCCAGAAGGGGUAGAAUGGGAAAUCAGAAACAAAAAUGGACGCCGGAGGAAGAGGAGGCGCUUCUAGCCGGAGUCGCCAAACACGGCCCUGGCAAGUGGAAGAACAUCCUUAAAGAUCCCGACUUUGCCCCUUGCCUCACUAAUCGUUCCAACAUUGACCUCAAGGAUAAAUGGCGGAAUUUAAGUGUUAGUACUUCUCAAGGCUCCAGAGACAAAUCAAGAGCACCCAAGGUAAAAGCCAUUGUUGCUUCCCUUUCCAACACUCCCAAUUCUGCUCCAGCUGCUUCACGUGCGCACAAUGUAACUGCUGAUACUGCCGUGGGUGAUCCUUCAAACAGCACCUUAGAUGGGAAGAAUGCUCCUAGGUAUAACACAAUGAUUUUUGAAGCCCUUUCAACUAUUAAAGAUGCAAAUGGAUCUGAUAUUAGUGCAAUUAUAAGCUACAUUGAGCCUAGGCAUGAGGUUCCAUCAAAUUUUAGAAGGUUACUAAGUUCUAGGCUGAGAAGACUUGUUUCUCAAGGCAAGCUGGAAAAGAUACAAAAUUGCUAUAAGAUCAGAAAAGAUGCCUUGAUGGUAACAAAAACACCUACCCUUAAACAAAAAGAUAUUAGGUUACGGCAGAAUUCUGGUGCAGUAAGUUCUGGUGAAACAGUGGAAGAAGCAGCACUUACAGCUGCCUAUAAAGUAGCUGAAGCAGAAAAUAAAUCGUUUUUAGCUGCUGAAGCAGUUAAGGAGGCGGAAAGAGUCUCAAAAAUGGCAGAAGAUACUGAUUCAAUGCUACAGCUUGUGAAAGAAAUCUAUGAACAAUGUUCACGAGGUGAAGUUGUUCUAUUGGCUUGAGUCUUAGCUUCUUAGGAUGUAAGUGAUAGGAGUCUUUCCUUCAUAAUUUUUGGAAUCUGUUUGUAUGUAAAUCCGUUGAUCAUGUGAAUCAAUGCAUCGCCAUUGUGUUGAAAUGCAUUGGAAAUUAUUUCCAUCCAAGAUCAAUGAUGAAUCUAUAGUUAUUGUACAAUUAGCCCAUUAUAUUGAGAGUGGAAACUAGUUUUGACUUUUGGAGACAGUGGAUUAGGCCUUAGGGGAAUGUACAUUUUAGAGUUAUAUACUGAAUAAACUUUCUUACUCCCAUGGCUUUAUGUGGCACAAUGAAGAACCUACUUAUCAAUGGAUACUAGGAUGGGGAUUAAGCUACGUAGGAAUUUGCCUGCUGAAGAAGAAGCAUGCUCAGUUUCACCAAUCCACCAACUCGGGACCUGAUAAAAGUUACCUUUUGCCAUUUUAUUUCAGUUGCUCUAGUUUAUCAAGCCCUGAUUGAAGGCCAAUAGCCAUAGGUGAGUUAACUGGCCGGUGGGUUAGCUCGACAGAGGAUGCUGAAAAAUGGCGAGUAGCUGGUUUGCCAGCAGCGUUAGCUCCCGAGUCUCAAAGCCAAGACAUUCUUAUCAUGAAAAUUCUUUAUAAUUUUGAUCUAAAGCCAAAUUAUUCUAAGUCUUCACAUUUAGUUUUCUCUUCUUCUUUCCCUUCCUUUCUUUUGUGCCAAAAAAAAAAAUCCAUUGGAAGAAUGAGCAUUGCCCCAGGCCCCAGGCCCCAGGGGUAAGCUUAGUUUCCAAUCAACGUCUUCAUCGCUAACCGCAGCAAAUCCAUCGAGAUCCAUAACUUCCUUGGGUAGAAGAAGCUGCGAAAGGUGGGGAAUGUUUAUCAAGAGAAAAAUAUAUGUCACGUGACAUGCACGGGAAGUUAACGGUGAUUCUAGAAAAUUUUGACGGAGUUAAGCACUGAUAAGGGUGCUUUCUGCAUUUUACGGUUUUUAAAUUUUACCCAAAUAUUGAACUGCAAAGAUUGUCGCUCUGUUUACACUCUUUCUUCUACUAUUUCGAAAUUCCAUAUGCUCUCUCUCAAGAACAAGCUUCAAAAGUCUCAGAUCUCUGCUUACAUUUGAUUUGAAUCCUAAAAUUUCGGGGUUUUUUUUUUUUUUUUCAUUUUAUUCCCUUUUCCGCUAAUAUUAGGUAAUUAUCUGAUUUCUGUUUGAUUAUCUGCAUUUGCAUGGUUUUCACUUUCCAGUCCCUUUUUGGUUGAUGAGAAAAUAAAGGUAAGUAAAAGAAAACAAAUCUUUUUUUUAAUAAAAGAAUUGAUAUUUCUUUGAUUCAAGUAUGCUGCUUUAAGUAAUCAAAUAUGUCUUUUCUUCAUUUCUUAACUAAUAGCAAUUGUAUUCACAAUUUUUUUUACUUACUUUUGGUUACUGACAUACGUUUUGG
This is a messenger RNA of Durio zibethinus, 2405 nucleotides long. Its product is annotated as telomere repeat-binding factor 4-like. Gene Ontology annotation, cellular component: nucleosome. Gene Ontology annotation, biological process: nucleosome assembly. Lineage: Eukaryota; Viridiplantae; Streptophyta; Magnoliopsida; Malvales; Malvaceae. Gene Ontology annotation, molecular function: double-stranded telomeric DNA binding. The record is from RefSeq and is a predicted model, not a curated record.